Molecule: messenger RNA, 10566 nt
Organism: Porites evermanni
Lineage: Eukaryota; Metazoa; Cnidaria; Anthozoa; Scleractinia; Poritidae
Source: the annotation of a GenBank genome assembly
AUGUCAAAAACGCACGAUUGUGAGCAUAAUUUGUCACCUGUGAUAUUUAUAGGUAAUCAAAUAAUUAGGGAAUAAUUUCACUUGCGGUUUGUUCAAAUCCUAAUAAUUUUGGCUCGGGAAAUUAGUAGAAUUUUGGAUAAAACGCGUGUGAAAUUAUCCCCAUCUAAAGAAUAAAGAAAAAAAUAACUUUUUGGGGGACCUGUGUUAGAGACGAUAUUUUGAUUGUUAGUGGAAUCUAGCUUUUCAGUCUUUUAACUCGAGUGUUUGUUUGUUUGUUUGUUUACCGCAGCUCCUCCUCUGGUCCCGAUAUCCCCUCCUGAUAAAGGGGCAAUCCAUAGCAACUCGUUUAGAGUUAAGUUGGCAGAAGCUUCUGAUGAGAAUGGAAAAGUCAGGUAUGAAAGUCAUCGCACUUUCCAAGGUGUAAAAUUUCAACACCAUAAAAUCUUUAAAAUGCGCGUAAAUAGAAUUGUAAAACAAAAUUGAGCACAAGUGAAUUCAACACUUAUUUGAAACGAUACUCUGACUCGCUACUUUUGACUAACGCAAAAUAGCCUGUCAACUUGCCAGACUUCCGGUUAGAGUAGACGAGCGCAAAAAAGAAGCGGGCGAGCACGAUAAGGCAAGCGAGUGAAAAACGGUGGGAAGACAGAAUGGGGAGAGCCUGUAAGCACUUUUUACAUACCUCAGCCCGUCCUCUAUUCUGCCCACUUCCAGGAAUCAAAAUGUCAAAUGCCAAAAUGUGCGGUGUAGGAGGUUUCUACACGCCAUGUUUGUUUGACUCUGCGCGCGCAUGGGGUAUCUCCUGUCCGUCAAUUCUGUUUUUUAUACUGUUGGUUCUUAAUGCCUACACUGUAGUUCUUAGCAGCUGUUAGUCGUCGCCUGUUUUUUUUCUAUUUCUUUAAAUCUUUUCCUUCCGUCAAACUACCAACUAGAGCUGUACUACUACAGUGUAAAUGUUAAACUAAAAAAGAAAAUUGUUUUGAAGUGCAGACAACUUCAUUAAACACGUGAUUGAUUGGAUACUUGAGCCAUUGAAAUGAACGUGUGAUACUGAUCAGCGAAUAACCUGUUUUUUAACAGGUACUAAUGUAGUACCAUAGAUGUAGGUUGACUUUGACCAAAGCCAUUUUCCCCGAGAUAAAUGCAAAGGCUAUGUGCCUGGUACUCCCCUCCCCUCCUUUCCAGAGUCUCCACCAUCCCCCUGCCCCUUCCUCCAGAGUCUGUACGGACUUUUUCAUGUGUACAAAGCGAAAAAAGUUGCUAUGUCCCAUAACAAGUGCAGCUCUGUAAAAUCUUAAGAAGCUCCGCAGCCAAGCCGGUCAUAUAAACGAGUUUAUAAGGAGCCCACCAUUAGUCAGUAUGUACUACUUCUCUAACUUCUUAUCCCAUAGGACGUUACAUCUUUGACCGCACAGCGGAAACAGUUUCUGUCAGUUGCUAAUCUACUAACUUCUGUUAAGGACAUGUCGAAAACAUCUUGUAUGUCCUUUUCUUUUCCCACCGCCUUCUCGGUCUUCCUCUUUCUCUUUUCCCAUCUAUCUUUCCCUCCAAGAUGAUUUUUCCCAAGACCUCGCUUCUUUUCAAAUGACCAAGAUACUUCAGCUUUUGUUUCUUUAUAAAGAUUUCUAAUCAUUGAUCUUCCACUUUCAGUUCCUCCCCAAUUGACUUAUUUUUUCUGUGCUGCGUCCAUGAUUUCCUUAAAAUUUUCAAAAUCGUUUAAAAUUCUUUUUAUGUACCCAUAAAAAGUCUCUUAUUUUUUAUUCUUUGUUUAUUCUUAGUUAUUACCAAGUGAUAGUGAUCGAAUUGGCCACAGACAAUAAAGGCAAGGCAGUACCAGCUCAACCGCCAGAUUAUUACAAAAGAGAAGAUCUCUACACUUACGGUGAAGCACGAAGGAAAAAGCCCACUUUAGUCCCGUACAUAGCGGCUGAAUUCAAUGCCAUGGAUUUCGAUGAUUACGAGAUUUUCACCGUGGGAGAUAGCAGGCGAUCCAGUCGAGCAAAAAAAAAAACUAGCAGAAGAAGGAGAAAAGAGGUCAAUAGACCUUUUGAAUUUUUCAACGGUCCUCUUGAAGGAGGAACAUUAUACGCGGUGUUUCUGCGUGCCUAUGUUAAAGAGGUUAGAUUUCAUCAAAGGUUAUCUUCUUUGUUAAUAAUUUAAUUUACCUUUUUCAUUUCGAGGCUUGUUCCUCUUUAUCAGUGAACCUUUGGUUACGAACCCCUUUGCGCGAGUGUUACUGAUAUAAGUAUAAAUGUUAAACGGCAGACUGGUAUUUUCCAGGUCGCCGAAUGACUCUAAAGUUUUUGUGGUUAGGGUUAUGAAACAGUAAAUCAAGUUUCAGGUCAGUUUGCCUUGGAUAAUGACCCUAAAUGGAACCUGACUCACUCAGUUACCUAACCCAUAUCACUAAACUUCAGAGUCAUUCGGCGGUCAGCGGCCUUUCGGCGUUCUGCAAAAUACCCCGGUCGAAUUUCAACAGUGGCAGACGGUUUUGUGCGAGCGCGAAAAAGUGUAAGAGAAACAUUCAGCGUUACGUAGAGUUCAAAUCUCUGUUCUUUCCUUACGGAUGGGGCGUUCUAGUGUAUUUUACUGCUUUAUUGAAUUGGACAACUCCUUCUACAUUUACAUGUAAUCCAUUGCAGAAGCCUAAAAACUGUGACCAACCGCGGGAACUACGACAAACGGAGUGCUGAAAACCAGGAAUAUUUUUAAGACUGCAUAUUGGGACGCUCCUUACCAUCUCCGCCUAAACUUCCCUGUUGUUAAGACGGUCGUUUGGCAUUAAACAUAAUGAUCACUAAGCGUGUUUAGCAGACGCCCUGUAAUAUACCCGGACGUGAUCCUCAGUUAGUAUCAAUCCUUUCUUUCCUUAUUUAACAGAUCUAGCGAAGACAACACGAUAAUAGUGGCAACGGCAUGUGCAAAUCUUAAACAAACUUGACCGAUGGUAGAACGGUUAAGUUUAGCCUUUUUUGUGUUCAUUCGCCUUCUUAUUUGACGUCGCGUUCUCAUUGCUAAAAUAAUCUGCCUGUUUUCUGCCUGAAUGAAGCGAACUCCUCUAGGGAACACUAGUGAGAAUUCCGCGGUUUUCAGGUUAAUACAGGUUCAUUGUAAACAAUUUUGUUUGCAGGAUUUCUACAGGUCAAGUCCUUGGAUUGAUCCGGUUGAAACAGGUAUAAGUUCUUGUUUUGUAAUUGCUCUUUUAUUGAUAAGCCAAAAUUGAGGCAAAAAUGUCUUGUUAAGGUAUUAUAAAUUGGAGAGUAUUGUUAACAAUUUCAUCAUAGAGAAAGCAAUAAUGAAAACCGUUUAAUUCAAGAAUUUCUAGUUACAAAUUUUGUUUUAUAUAACUCUGAAGUACCAACGUUGGUCAUUGAAAACACUCCCGUAGAGAAUUUUUGUCGGACCACAGAAUUUCAUAGCGUCUGUAUUUUCAACCUUAUUGCAGAGACAACAAUAAAAUAAUAACCGGGUAAAUAACAAAAAGAAACAAAACAUUUAUAAUAAAUAUAUUACUUCUCACCACUUGCAUCCAUGAGUCUUCAGUUAUCUGAACUUUAGAUUCAAGAACGAGAACUACUACGAGUACGAGAUUUGAUUUAAAGUUUUUUCGCGUAUUGUCAAAAAAUAGACACCCCGAAAUUCUUCACUGCACUUUUUUUCACCAGAAUAGUUAGCAGUGUUAUCGUUAUUGAAGGAGGUAGAGCCCUCUCCCGAUUGCAAAAUGCUAAAACUUCUAACAUUUCAUAACUUGUUCCCGCCACUACGACACUCUCGCUAAAACUCGUAGUAGAAUGACGACGGCUACCGCGUUUUCCCUCUAAAAUAACAAUGGUUCACGCACGAGCACUACUUAGUAUUGAGAAAAUCUCGUACUCGUAGUCGUUCUCGUCUUAGAAUCUAAAGGUCUCUAUCUUAUAUGUAGGUGGAAUAUGAUCGUUCGGGUGAGUGUAGUCCUAAAUAGAACUGUUGUGUAUGUUGACAGUGAAUCACAAGAUCUCUAUAGUGGAGUCCUAUUUAGCACUAUACUCAGCCUGACGGUCAUAUUCCAUCUACGUAGGUAAAUGGGUCACCCGCCUAUCCCAGCUGCCCUCGUCCAGCCAACUUUUCGUACAUUUUCUUGCAAAACUUGGCGAACUGUUUACAUGAGAAACAAAAACGUUGGCUUGUCGAGAAGGGUGACUCUACUAGCCUGGUCAUCCUUUUGUGAUGGUUGGGUCACCCUACUUGGCGGGCCAACUUUUCUCCUUAUAAACACUUUUGGCUUGGCCAGCCCGGUCAACUCGGUGAAGGUGAGAUGAUCAGAGCAUGCGCGAGUGCUGUUGGCGCAGGGAAGGGGUGUACCGUACUUUGGUAUAAGUGGCCUGUCCAUGAUCUUGUGCUUGUGAUCCCCCCCUCCACCCCUUAACCUGAGAUCAGGCCCAAUUUGAGCGGUUCUCAUACAUUCUCUCUAACGGCUACCGCUAAAAUUGGGCCUGAUCCAAACUCAUUCACGUUUGUGCUCGUUACGGCUAGAUUUUGGCUGUAAAGCUGAUUGGCUGUUAGAACAAUGCCACAAGAUCUGAUUGGCUGUCGGAAACGCCGGAAGUUGAAUUGAAAGCGCUUAUUCCUCGCGUGGUUGUUUUCGUGAAUGAUCCUUCGUCGGCGGAGAGAAGGAUCGAUUUUGCUGUCUUUUUUAUUGUUUUAUGGUCUUAUGGUAGGAAAAUAUACCUUAAUAUGUGCCAUGGAAAUUCAGAAAAUUCAUAUGGUUGUUCAUAUCUCAGGAUUUGCUUUAUUUACGGAAAGUGAGUAUAUCGCGGAGUUGAAUCCCUCUGCAAGUUGUUGACCGCGAACAAGGUGCCUUUUGAUUUACCAACAAACGGGUGCAAAUCAAAAUACUGUCCAUCUUAAAACUGGUUUCAUUUGAAAGAUUAGCCGGGAAUGACUUCUCUGAACGGGGUACGCAAGCGGAGGCUCACUGCGAAAGAAACCUCAAUCGCCAACUGUGAAGUAUUAGACGAAAAAUAUCGCAUCGCUUUUCAAGGAAUUUUCAGUGUUAACAGACUGGUUGUUUGCCUUCGCUUUUUGUAAAAAAUAAACCAGGAAAACUGGUGUCCUCGCUCGUUGGCUGUUUACUUUUGUUUUUAAAGAUUUAUGUACUGAAAAUUGGGGGAAAUUGCCGAGGAAAACAGUAAGGCAACGGAAAAAUAGAAAUUUCAGUAUUUUAAAUUCGAGCGCGCCUAGCCAAAAUAAUAAAACUAGUAGAACAUCGUGUCGCCGUCUUUUCGAAAACUUUUUACCUUCUACGCCAACAGAAAUAACCUUCGAGAUCUCCCUUAAUCUCGCAAGAAGUUAAAUGUGAUUGUGCUGACUGUUUUAUUUUUAGCUGAAAAAAUUAACAGAUAAAAGCUAUUUUUUAAGUCAGCCAGUCUGCAUUUUUCCCACGCGUGAAAAACUUGCAUACUAGAAAAACAAGCAACGGAAGUAAUUUUGGUUGGCUGAUUCGGCAAAUGUCAAUCAAUCAAAAAAGUGGGCGGCAGACGUUUCGUAGAAGGUUUGUAUCAGGCUCUCUUUUCGUUUCGCCAUGCCCGCCGGAAUGUUAUUUACAAAGCGAAACGAAAAUAGAGCCUGAUCUCAGGUUAUCCACCCCUUUGGCAAAGUUGCUAACAAUACAAGAUCAUGCUCAAAACUUGGAGGAACAACUUUGAAUGGGAGGGAGGAGGGAGGUCAGUGUUAUAUCUCACAGACCUGUGACUAGCACCGAUUUAAAGCAUGAAAGGUUGUUUUUUUCGUGGGAGUGUCUCAACAUUUUUGCAACUGGUUGUACCAACAUUUCUCGAAUGGAUAGAACCAAAUUUUCUUAGCCAUGGGGCUACGCUAUAACAUGCCCGUCCCACCGACGGGCUGACUCCUGACUCCGUUUUCCCUCCCCAGAGUCUGUACGGUCGGCGUUCGGUCGUACGCUUACGUCAUAACCUAAUUUUUCUCGGAUGGAUAGAUUACCAAAUUUUCUCAGAGAUGUGUGAGCUCCUUGUUUGUAUUGUCCCAGUGCGCCCCUUGCUCUCCAGCAUGGCGUAUGUGUACCACGUUAACGGCUAGCUGCAAAGGACCUAUUGAUUUAUUUACCAAUUAAUGAAUUCGGCUUUCGUAGGAUAUGAAGAAUUAAGCAGAUCGAGGAGGGUGUUAUCCACUAAGGCCCAAGGUCGAGGUGGAUAACAUCCUCCGAGAAAAAACAUAGCUAAAACAUGCUUACCUGCAUCGAUGUUAAGUUCAUCUUCGAUAGUGUACGUUUAGGUUUGUCCAGCUCCCCAAAUAUUCUCCAAAUAGCAGAUGUCGCCCUCCGAGUUGUCUUCUUGCUGUUUUUGCCGUGUUUUUUGCAAUCAUUUCGCCUAGUUCCAGCUGCAGUUCUUACUCUUGAAACGAGUGAAAUGUCCGCCAUUUUUUUUUCACAACCAAAACAACUCAACCUCGUCUCCAGGUCAUCUCGGUAACAAUGCCUUAACCUGUAGCGGGUUGCAUUUUUGACGUCGUUUCCUCGUUAAACAUAAAUUCUUCCAAAUUUGGGCAUCAGUAACUGGUUAUGGUGAAUUAUGCGUGUGCUUUUAGCCAAUCAGAAUUGGGGAAAUAUUUUGAAUGAACAAUAAUGUAAUUUAACUGAAGCAAUAAGCGAUAUUGUCUUUGAAUAUUUUCUAGUGUCAACCAGGUCCAACCCAACUCUAUCUCCAAUAGAAGUUCUUAGUAAGGAAGCCACUGUUGCCCUUUCUGUUGUUGGAGCAAUCCUGUUCCUCUGUAUCGUCCUUGGGUUCGCCUUCUUUUGCUUUAUACGCCAUCAGCGGAAGCAGAUUGUGGAGUAUCGUAAUCAGCUUUUUCCAGUAUACACUGGAAAACAUCAGGUAAAAUACCAUGUAAAACGAGCUUAAAAUGAAGCCACUACAUACCAACCAGUGCCUGCUUGGAUUCUGCAACUUAUUUUGACUGAAAAUGAUGUUUGUUGGACUGCGUAAAUUUCACACCCCUCCCAUUCCAAGAUCAUAAUCAACACCUACAAUGACAACUUUAAACGCGGAAAAACGGAGGAGGGGGAUUUCUUUUACUUGUGAAAAUUUUGUCUCAGAGGAGCAAUCAAAUUAGAAAAGGGGUUUUAUAAGCAAACGUCUCUCAACACUUUGUUCAAACAUGACGGCGAAAAUAAAAUGAAUUUGCGAUCUUUCAAACUUCAUCUCAAUUAACGUCAUCUCCUUUGAUAUGUGAAACGAAGGUGACUUUACGUGGAGUAGUUGAAUUUCUAUGGACAGCCAAGUUAAAGAAGGGAAUAAAAAAUUUAUCGUCAGUGCCAGUUAACGUCCUUCGAAAAACGCGCAUUGGGACUAAUUUUUCACGUCGUAGUCGUGCAAUUGAGUUUGAUGGCCCGUGCAAAGUUGUCGUUUUUGCUUGUUAAUCCGACCCGCUACUGUUUUACCAUGUCGUAACCGUCGUCGACUCUCUUGCUUAAAAUCUUUAGUAACCUUUCGAAAGUGCAGGGUUACUUUACUUAUGGCCACUUUACAUUCGUGUAAACUCUCAUGGUGUUGGACACUUUUGAGAAUGAUUAUACAUUUAUCAGCAUCUGAGUUGCUUGUUCGAGGCCAGUCGACGGACAUAAUUUGCAAAAUUGCAACCAUAGAUUGCUCCUCGUUUUAAAAUAGAUGUAUACUCACGGGUAGUAAAGAUGGCUGACAUUUUGUUCAUUUCAUUGCAGGCUACGAACCAGUCUGUUCCGCAAAAAUAGUCACGACUUUUUUUGUCGAUCUACCGUGAACGAGGUGCCGAGUUUCUUUGCGGAGUGGCCAUAAAUUUAAGUCUACUUUAAAAACCUAAACUGGCUUUUGUUUAUUCUUUACUCGAUUCAAAAAAUGAUCCAUUGCCCUGAAAUGGCCUUCUAAAUUCUGGUAAUACUCAUGAACCAAACACUUUCCACUUGGAGGGAAUGAACUUAUCAUUGCUUAGACUAAAUAGGUCCCUAUUGUAUACGUUAAGUAAUAAAAUAUUUCUUGAUUGUUUUAGAUUGACCCUAAUUGUACACUGCUUGAACAAUGUAAUGAUCUACCUUAUGACCCUGACUUCGAGUUUCCUGAGGACAAGCUCAUUCUUGGGGAGUUUCUAGGAUCAGGGGCGUUCGGAAACGUCAUUAAAGCAGAGGCUAUAGGAAUAAACAACUUUAGUCCCAGAGACAAAAGUCAAAAGAAAAGUCAGCGGCGACCUAAAAUGUUUCGUCAACACAGGGCCGGCCAUGCGUACCACGAUCCCAGAGGCAGUGCGUACACGAAGACCAUCGUAGCUGUAAAGACUGUUAAAGGUAAUGUUUCAGGUCAAGAGAUCUCUAUUUCAACAUGUGUAACAUUUACCAUGGAGCAAGGAUGGCUGGUACUUGUCGGGGGUUGGUUGAGGGGGGCAAAAAAGGAAUUUGAUUUAUAGUUACUGUAGCAGCUGAUAAUAUGCAGGGGAGGGGACGAGUUACCAGGUUACCUGCGCGGUUAUGAUUUGGGAGACGGGUAGGGUUGAUUUGGGAAUCUGUGCUACCAGUGGAAAAAACUCCAGCCAUGCCCCUGGAUUCAGCAGGAGUGAGGUGGGCAAUUCGCAUAGGGCCUCUCUCAGGCAUGAGUACCGUUCGUGCUCAUUCCUAUUGCUGAGGUUUGUGCCCAGUUAAACUGAACGUUGCUUGUGAUAUUGUGAAAUAGACUACACUAGACCCUGUGGAAACUGCACUUUUUUAACUGACCGAGUACGAUAUUUUGGCACUUCAGGGGGAGCUACUAAAGAGGAAGUAAGAGACCUGGCAUCAGAGCUGAAAAUUCUAAUUUACGUUGGAGUCCACAAAAACAUUGUAAACCUCCUUGGUGCUUGUAUCAAGCGAGAUCGUAUCCUUGUCAUUCUGGAAUAUGCACCACAUGGGAGUUUACAAAAGUUCUUACGAGGCAAGCGAGAUGUUUAUGAAGCAACCUGGACUACGACUGCGAGUGACCCAGAGAUAGGAUUGAAUAUAUCAAAUCUUGUAAACUACUCUUACCAAAUAUCCCGUGGAAUGGAAUACCUGGCGUCUAAAAAGGUAAUGUAUUAAUGUUGUCCCGUUCAAGGAUUCCCCGCAUUUCUGAAGAAAAUUCAGUUCCAACAAGAGCUGUAGUGCCGCGGGCUCUUGGUUGUAAUAGACCUUUUUGGAUUAUGUUUUAUUUUCCCAUUUCACACCACGUGAUGUUCUCAAGGCAAUUUGCGUCUUGUCUUUUCAUAAAAUAUACAUACAUAUGCUCGUGGAUGCACGAGCAAAGGACAACUUUUGAAAGGAACGGUUCUCUGGGGUACCAUCAAGUGGUCUGAAAAGGGAAGACAAAACAUAAAGUUAAAAAGUCCAUUCUCAAGCACUUGCCUAUUUUCUCCGUUUGGCUUCAAGGAGUUUUGUCAUGAUUUAAAUCGUUCAUUCGACUCUAAAUCUGCGCCUAUUUGUUUGUUUUUCGCGUUUAAGAGAGUAUGACUACCUGAACCGGGGCGCUUGAAAGAUUAUUAACCAAUCAAAUCAUUUGGACUUACCGUUUUUUUUUUUGAAAACGGACCAAAAAAAUUCAAUGUGCAACUAUGAAACUAUUGAUAACUUAAAAACCGUUUGAACUUACCUGACCUCUCAGGAAUUAGCCCUCAAAUUUAAUGAGAAUCUUUUGUUUUCAAAAACCGCCAUGAUUAUUAUGAUUUGUGUUUGGAUAAUCUAUUUCCAAAAGCCCAGCUUCGAGUAUUCGCAUUGUAAGAGUUUAUUAUGAGUAAUAAGUGGUAAAAAGUAAAGUAACUCAGAGAGAGGAGACCUCAGUAGCCAAAAGCUCGCGUAAAGGAUUAGAAAAAGCAACAUGUAGGGGAAAAGGUUACGGGAACUCAGAAACGUGCGCAACAGCUGUGACAUUAAAUCAGCCAUGAACCGGGAGCGAAAGAAGCGAAGACGUAAGUGUCUCACUAACAAUUCAGCGUUCGAGAGUAAGUGAAGAGCAUUGUUUAACAAUGUUUAGUCUUUAUUUUACUUUUACUUUCUGUAGCGUGUGCACUUCUCUGUUGGUAUAAAAAUUGUUUUCCUGUUUUUUACUGUGAUGAUGGUGAUGAUGAUGAUGAUGAUGAUGAUGAUGAUGAUGAUUAUUAUUAUUAUUAUUACUUAUUAAAAUAGCAAAAAUCUUUAGUAACAUAUGACCAAUUUACAUUCCACUAUCACAGACUAAAAUUUUGAUGAAAUAAAAAUAUUAAAACUAAGAUCAUAAAACACUAAUUUACAAGCUCACCCCAUUAUCAACUCUAAAAUUAGCAGACUUAUUAUUAUUAUCUCCUUCUUGUUUCUGAUUUCUUGAUUUUGCAUUUUUUUAAAAACAUAUCUGUUUUAUAUAGUGUGUUCACCGAGACUUGGCGACCAGAAACGUUCUUGUUGGAGAAGACUACGUCAUGAAGAUCGCUGACUUUGGUCUCGCUCGAAAUAUUUACAAGAGUGACUUAUAUGUGAAGACAAACAGUGGUGUUUUGCCAAUGAAGUGGAUGGCGAUAGAAUCAUUGUUUUUGAGGGAGUACUCAGAGAAAAGUGAUGUGUAA